AUGGCUGCUGAUUUUGGUUGGAUGGUCCCAAACUAUUCAACCUCUACUGCUUGUGCUACAAGCAGCUUCCGUACUUUGAAUUCGGCAAAUCAUUUCAUUAAAGCCAAUGCAAACCAUGGUGGCCUUGUUAUGGGGGAUGGAGCUGGCGUUUUGCCUCUAGAAGAGUUAGAACAUGCUAAGGAUCACAUCGUCUGUAAGGUUGUAGGUGCAAAGUCCGUAGGGACAUUCUGGGCCGGGGUUAUUCUUUGCAUUGAAAAGGCUUUAGAACAGUCUGGGGUGUCUAGGGAAGAUGUUAAUUACAUUAAUGCACAUGCUACAUCCGCGCCGGCCGGAGAUCUCAAGGAAUAUAAUGCUCUGAUUCAUUGUUUUGGCCAGAAUCCUGAGUUGAGAGUGAACUCUACAAAGCCCAUGAUUGGUCACCUACUGGGAGCAUGUGGUGCUGUAGAAGCUGUUGCAGCACUACAGGCAGGGAGGACGGGGGUUGGGACCCACGCUCUGUUAAAGACACGUGUCCCCCUGCAGUAG
Pyrus x bretschneideri (Chinese white pear) is the source of this 525-nucleotide messenger RNA. RefSeq names its product 3-oxoacyl-[acyl-carrier-protein] synthase II, chloroplastic-like. Gene Ontology annotation, biological process: fatty acid biosynthetic process. NCBI's taxonomy places the organism in Eukaryota, Viridiplantae, Streptophyta, Magnoliopsida, Rosales, Rosaceae. Gene Ontology annotation, molecular function: 3-oxoacyl-[acyl-carrier-protein] synthase activity. The coding region runs from base 1 to 525 and encodes 174 amino acids. The record is from RefSeq and is a predicted model, not a curated record. The transcript is spliced from 7 exons. Gene Ontology annotation, cellular component: chloroplast stroma.